UGCAUCUGCUGGUUCAGCUCCGACUCCCUACGCUCACAUACACACACACACUCACACACUCACACACUAGCACACACAUGCACUCACACACACGGACACUCUCCCUCUCACACACUCUUACACAUACACUACCAGGGGAUUCCUCCGCCACUGCAGCCUCUUGUCGCUCCACCUGGUUCCUGCCUCCACUGUGGGGGGAAAGCACGGGAUCCAGAAUGACUUCUACUAAAUGGCCACUGGUCGGAGCUUUGUGUUGAUCCAUCGACGAACGCUAGGAGUAGAUGAAAAAACACAGCCUUUAAUCCAGAGAGGAUUCCUCUUCUCUGUGCUGAGAGUCUUCUAACUGUGUGUAAGGACCACUGGGAGUACAAGUAUCAAGUCAAGGACACGUUCACUCCCCCUUCAGCCUGCAGGAAGAUGGGAGGGAGAAAGUAAAGCUCUGUGGAGUCAAGAGGAGCUUAAUGAAUUCCAAGGAAUCUUAAAAUAAUCGGUACAUUUGUGUAUGUUUGUGUGAGUGGAUCAGGCAACCAUGUGGACACUACCUGCAGCCGUCCACUGUCUUCUGGCCACUGCACUGUUAUUGGCCGGCUGCUGCCUCCACUCGGUGAAGGCCACUGAGGAUGACGUCACACCGCGCAUCAGUUUCCCAUACAAUGCAAAAGAGAGGUCAGCCAAGAGAUUCUCUGUGAAAGACGUCUUCAAUUACACCUCUCUGCUGCUCAGCCAGGAGGAUGACAUGCUGUACGUUGGAGCCAGGGAGGCACUGUUUGCCCUCAGCCUUUCUGAUAUCAGCAAAACCAAACUGCAGAAAAACCUGACUUGGGGUACUCCAGCUGGAAAAAGGGAGGAAUGCAGCUUCAAAGGGAAGAACCUUGAGACCGACUGCUUCAAUUACAUCAAAAUUCUGCUGCGGCUGAAUAGCACUCACCUCUAUGUGUGCGGCACCUAUGCCUUCAGUCCAAUCUGCGCCUACAUAAACACGUCAACAUUCACGUUGGAGAGAGAUGAAGUGGGCGAGGUUGUGAUGGAAGAUGGGCGCAGUCGGUGCCCUUUUAAUCCAGAGUACAAAUCCACUGCCAUCAUUGUUGAUGGUGAAUUGUACACUGGGACUGUCAGUAACUUCCAAGGGAAUGAACCAGUUAUUUACAAGAGUUUGGGUCAGGGAACGGCACUGAAAACAGAAAACUCUUUAAAAUGGUUACAAGAUCCCGUUUUUGUCGGAUCGGCUUACAUUGAGGAGAGUCAGCCAAUCGGUAACCCCGUAGGUGACGACGACAAGAUUUACUUCUUCUUUAGCGAGGCGGGAAAAGAAUUCGACUUCUUUGACAACACCAUUGUAUCAAGGAUUGCUCGCGUGUGUAAGGGUGAUAAGGGUGGUGAGCGGGUGCUGCAGAAAAAGUGGACCACAUUCUUGAAGGCCCAACUCCUGUGUUCCCUUCCCGAUGAUGGAUUUCCCUUUAACAUCAUCCAAGACAUGUUUGUCCUGAAGCCCAUGGGAGACAGCUGGGAGAGCACAGUCUUUUAUGGCGUCUUCACAUCGCAGUGGUACAAAGGAGCGUCUGGCAGCUCAGCGGUGUGUGCCUUCACCAUGGCACAGGUGGAAAGAGCAUUCAGCGGACGCUACCGUGAGGUCAACAGGGAGACCCAGCAGUGGUACACCUACAACCACCCGGUCCCAGAGCCACGGCCCGGAGUGUGCGUGACCAGCCACGCCAGGCAAAUGGGUAUCCAGUCGUCCUUGCACAUGCCUGAUAAAGUGCUCAACUUUGUCAAGGACCAUUUCCUUAUGGACAGUGUGAUCCGCAGUGCUCCCCUGCUCCUCAAACGUAGUGUACGUUACACACAGAUCGCCGUGCACAAGAUCCAGGGCAUGGAGAGAGCCUAUGAUGUUCUCUUCAUAGGAACAGAUGAUGGGAAACUCCAUAAGGCCAUAAACGCAAAUGACAAGAUGCACAUCAUAGAGGAAAUGAUUCUGUUUCCUGAGCCUCAGCCUGUGCAGCACAUCGAACUUGAUCCUCAGAGGGGCCUUUUGUUCGUCUCGUCCUACUCCGGCCUGGUGGAGGUUCCUGUUGCUAACUGUUCCAACUACCUCAGCUGCGGGGAGUGUGUGUUGUCCAGAGACCCGUACUGCGCCUGGACAGGCCGGCUGUGUCGGGAUGUCAGGAUGGCUCCACCUGACAGUCACUGGCAGCAAGACGUGGAGGAGGCGGAUACAUCAGCGAUUUGUAACAGCGCCAGAUCUGCCAGACCAGCAGCUUCCCGUGGUCCCCAUUGCCAGUUCGUCACAAUCCCAGCCAACACAUUCAGAGUCCUGCCAUGCAAACUGCGCUCCAACCUGGCUCGAAGGAGGUGGCAUUACAGUGACAGCGCCAGCCAGUUCCUGUACGCCACACCUGAGGGAAACCUGGUGGUUGUGGCUCAGGCCGACAGGAUGGAGACCUACGAGUGCUGGUCAGAGGAGGAGGGCUUCCGCCAGCUGUUGGCCAAUUACUGUGUGAGGGCAGAGCCACGGCAUGAGAGCACUACUCUGAUUGGCCACUCGCGUACACCUCACAUCGAGCGGGAGGAGACCAUCAUCCUGCCUGGGGAGUCACGGUCUGAGCAGGUUCACACAAAGACGUACUGGAACGAACUGAUUGUAGUGUGCGCCCUCCUGGCCUUCUCCCUGGUGGUGUUCUCCUUGUUCGUCAUUUACAGAAACCGAGACCAUAUGAAGUCCAUGCUGAAGCAGGGCGAGUGUCCGAACAUGCAGCAGAAGAAGCCCAGAAUAGUUGGAAAGCCCACAGAAAGCUUACCCCUCAACGGCAACACCAUCCCCGUUUCCACCUCUGAUCAUAAGGGCUACCAGACAUUAAACGACAACUACAUCUGCAGCACGCCCACCCACGAGUCCUCGCCAGACAACAGCAAGAGCUUCUCCGAGUCCUCCGAUAGGCGACCACUGAACAUAAAGGAGAGCCAUGUGGAAUACUCUCCAACCUGCCCGCGCCCCAGAGUGAGGUUAGGCUCCGAAAUCAAAGACUCCAUCGUAUGAGAGCACAGAAGACGCUACAAGACGCCACCCUGUAUCUCAGGAGGGAUACGGGCCAAACCCACCGAGCGAGGAGCGGAAACUGAUGACAUCCUCCUACAUCACAGCACAUGUUUUUGUUUCAGUCAUCUUUGUUCUGUGAUCAUUACGGAGGCCAUUUUAUUUAACCAUGUCCACUCCAAAGCCAGCCAAGGUUGGUCUGGGUUGCUGCAUGAGAAAGAAACAGGAGGCAGCGUAUUAUUCCAGUUUCAACCAGGAUCACGAACCACGGCAGCUGCUACGAAUAAUAACAUAGCAUUCUCAUCCUCUUGAAUCUUUCUGUGGCCACCAACAGUAGGUGUAAGUGUAGGGCUGCACAAUAGGGGGGAAAAAAUACUAACAAGAUUAAGAGAUAAAUCACAGGAUCAGCCGGAUCCUCCAUUAAAUUCCUUAGUUAAUGUACAUCACAUGAUUCAGACUAUAAGUUUUUCCUAAUGAUUUAUUUACCAGCCCUGUAUAGGUAUGUGUAACCAUGCACAUGUUUAGCAGGAGAUCGCCGUUAUAGUAUUUCCACCUCUGUUGUCAUGCAAAUGCUACACAACAGUACCAUGCUAUCGUAGAGGUCAUGCACAGUGACCUUGAGUUCAGGUUGAGGAGAAUAUAAUUCAUGCAUCCACACAUUAUGGGAGCAUAGCAGAUGCACAUUUGAUCUCCUUAGCUGAAUAAAUGUUCUAACUGUAUGAAACGAAAGAUGAAAAAGAGAAGUGGGGAACGUCACAGCUUGGUGACACAGAGGCCAUUUCACCCCAUGGGAGCAAUGACACAAAGGACAGCGAGUUGAAGAAAGACGUCAGUGGCUGCUGAUCAAAAAAAACUUUCCUCCAGAGCCAAAAAAACUGACAUGUACCUCCUGAAUGUAAGCUAUUGUUCAAAGGUGUGUUUAGAUCAUACAUACAGGACAACUUAGAAACCCUGUUCUCAUCUGAGGUAGCCCUGUUCUUCACUGUUGACUUGCAGGCAUCAUGAUGGGUAAAUAACUGAUUUUCAGGCAAGAAUGGAAAAGAUUGGAUGUUUUGAUGUCUGUCAAUGUUGAUGUUAGAAACACAUGAAGAGCCAAGAAAAGAGGAGACCUCCACGCCUCUACCAUGUUCAGGGCAGCACUGAAAUCAUCAUGUGCAGAGUGCCAAAAAAGAAAAAAAAAUCAUAACUUGAUUGUCUUAUCGAAAUGCAAUAGUGCCAUCCUGUUAUGACCACUCCCAUCUCAUGCUUUGUUAGCAUUGACCACUGUUGAAGAGCACAUGGGGAUGGAACCAGAGUUGGGGUUCAACAGAAUAAAUAUGGCACUAAUAAAUACGACACAAAUGUGAAGUGCAUGGAAACUUCUCUAGACUGUUAGCUUAUGAUACAUUUUGCAGACUGUGAUGGGCAAAGUAAUCGACUCUAAUGUUCGAUCCGAAUAAGGGCCAAGUGACGUGGUGUGAGGAUUGCCGAAUGGGUUUGCCACAAGGUUGUCAGUGGAGAAAAUAUUCCUUUCAGAUACCCUUAGAGGAGUUUUCCGACUUCUUAGUAUUAACAGUAAAACAUAAAGGUACCACUAGCGUUAGAAACUGAGCUUGACGAGUGCUAACAAUACAGCUAUGACAUCUUUUUAGUAAUAAAAGCUUACAAGAAAAGAAUGAAGAGCUCACGUAACAGCAUUUAUGUUCCAACUGUUGCUGUGUUAACAAGCUAAUAUUUAGUGGUCUCUUGUCCAGACUGCAGAUGCACUAUUAGUCAUGUAGAUGCACAGAGCUCUGUAUUAGCUCAAUAUAGUCCCCCAGGUUACAUUUCUUACUUGCAUACAUGGCAUUCACCACGCUCAGUCACAUGUUGAAGCGACGUUAAUGUGAAAGCACAAGUAAUCAGGGUGUUAAACACUUACAGGUUUGCACAUUUCAGCAAAAUCAGAGCAGAUUAAAAGACAUGCAACUACUGAGAGACAUAAGUGUGGCUGCUAAGGAAAUGAUUUUUUUUUUUAAAGAAUCAUCUAUUACAGGGACCAGUGCAGCCAUUAACACUCUUGCACCCACAUUGCUAGACUUUUUUGAGACUUAAAAAGCAGAUUUUUCCAAAGAUUUAACAAGCUGAUAGUGUUGUGUAAACCUAAACCAUUUACACGCCCGUAGGGACAAUACGGCACCACAUGUCUUAGAAAACACCACCAGUUCACUGUAUUGAUCGAGUAAGCCCACAGUAUAUAUUCCAGUAUCAUCCAGAAUUAACAUUUUGCUAUUUCAAACACUGAGCAGAUGAUGAAAUGUAACUGCUAAAAAUUGGCCAAGAAAUUGCACAGCAUUUUGCGCAACGAUGGUCAGUGUUCUUUUUUUAACUUUUUGUUGUGUAUAUACAGUAUCUGUGCUUAAUAUUGUGUGUUUUUAAGGGACCUUGUGCAAGAUGUGUUGUAGAGAUAGUCUUGAAACUAGAGAGUGAACACUGCUGAUACUUUUUUUUUCAUAGUGCUUUAUUGCCUACUUCAACAUACAUUUCUUCUCUUGCACAAAACUCUGCACAUCUCUCACCAACUUGCCGUAGUUCAGCACCUGGACUGACUUUUUCUUUUUUCAAGCAUGUUAAAGCAGGAGCGCUACUUGUUUGUAACUUAAUGCCAGAAUGACUUUGGUGCAAGCUGAGACUGACCAAAUAAACUAAAAGCAGCAAAACUAAAGUCUGUUGCAUAUUCUAGUAACAGCUGAAUACUUUUUGUCACCACUAAGACACAAUUUCUUUUUCUUACUGUACAUUGGUCUCCUGCUUUGAGAUGCUUGAUGGAAAACCCUCACAACACAUCCUCAAAAUGCCUUUAGAAACGAGUUGUUCUGCCUUCAGCCACGUGCCACAUUGCACGCUACCCAGCAGUGACCUCACCAACAGAAAUGUGGUGACUGGCUUGAUUGUAGCCCUUCCACGGGCACGCUUAACUCCACUACACAAUACAACACGGGUCAACAGUACGUCUGUAGUUUCACCCAAGCCACAGUUAACUAUGCCUGCAAACAGCAAGACCAGGAGCUGCUCAAAAUCUUCUGCCAUUCUUCAACUUUUGCUUGUAAAAAUGAUACUGUUCACAUAGGAAUCAGCUGUCUGAAGAGGUCAAUAUUUCACAGUAAUAAUAUUUCUAAUGUUGUAUAGAAAAGCUAUGCUACAGAACCUUUUGACCUUAAUGGUUAAUAAUGCCAAAAGGUGAAUAUUGUUAUAAAGUAUUAUUUAUUAAUGACGUGCUUUUCAUUAAAAAGCAGACAAUAAAAAAAAAAUGGAGAUUGAUGCUUUGUCUUGAGUGGCUCCUCAGUAAUGCAGCAUACUGUACUGGACAUGAAUGUAGCCAACUAUGUCGUGUUUUCUAGAGCAUCUUCAAGGGUAUUAUAGCGAUUCAUUUUCCUACAGUGGUUUAAGUAGGCAAUCCAUGGCAACAUGUUUUCAAGACUUUUAUUUAACAGUCAUACUACAAAGAAGCAGCACAACAAAACAAAUUAAUCACUUGUGCUGUACAUUGUAGUACUGCAGUAAGAUGCAAGCACAGCACGAAAUCCUCCAUGUCGGCUCAGCCAUGAAACAACAGCUUUGCCUCCGCAUACUGAACACCAUAAGCUUAGUUGACUGAAUAACUAAUAGACAAAUGUGGUCUUGCCUGCAUGAUUUCUUUUUUUUUUUUUUUAAUUAUUUGUUGUGUACAAAUAACAUUGUGAACUGUAUUUUUUGUAUCAUUGAGGUCGUGACUGUUGUUUUUAUUAUAUUGUACAUAAAAAGCACUUUAUUUUAAUUUUUUUAAGAUAACUGAAUAAAAUACAUGUUUUGACACAUGCAAA
This is a messenger RNA of Sphaeramia orbicularis (orbiculate cardinalfish), 6852 nucleotides long. RefSeq names its product sema domain, immunoglobulin domain (Ig), transmembrane domain (TM) and short cytoplasmic domain, (semaphorin) 4Bb (gene sema4bb). Gene Ontology annotation, cellular component: plasma membrane. The record is from RefSeq and is a predicted model, not a curated record. NCBI's taxonomy places the organism in Eukaryota, Metazoa, Chordata, Actinopteri, Kurtiformes, Apogonidae. Gene Ontology annotation, biological process: negative chemotaxis; positive regulation of cell migration; neural crest cell migration. Gene Ontology annotation, molecular function: chemorepellent activity; semaphorin receptor binding. The transcript is spliced from 15 exons. The coding region runs from base 530 to 3034 and encodes 834 amino acids.